UAAACAAAUGGGUCGAAGGCGAAGAACACACGACUAAUUACCGAUGGACGCCGGAAUUUGACCCUUUCUUUCACACCUCUCCACACUGCGCAGCCAUCUGGUAGGCCGAGCUGACCGCCUGAACGAUGGCCGAGACUCUGGUGCAGUCCAACCUGGAGAAAAUCAGCAGUUUUCUCCAGGAUGUACAGUACCGUUCUUUGAUGAUUAACAGCGCUAAUUACAAUGUUCGUCUUAUGCGGGAACGUAAGACACGCCUUCCAUUUCUUGAUUCACAAACAGGCAUAGCUCAGAACCCAUCCAAAUUAUACAUGAGCCCUCGACACCGGAUGCCUGGCACAGUGGAAGGGCAACUCUAUGUUUAUCCUUCCCAGCGAUGGUGUCGCAGAAAACGCUCUUACAUGGCACUUGCUCAUCAGCACUGGCUCCUCAAAAAGGCAAGCAAAGAACCUGAGGGCGAUGAGCACACCAUUGUUACUGUGGAGAAUCCCGCUGCUGUUCCACAAGAGGAUGUUGCUGUCCCCUAUGAAAACAAGGAACCCUUUUACUAUGAUGAAACCAGUUUCCUAGAAGAUGAGGAUGAGGAGCCUGACGACGACGACGAUGACACCUACUCCACAAGAUCAACACCAACCAGGAAACGGAAGAAAGCUCCCAAACUUCCUAAACCACCCAAGCCCCCUAGCAGUAGAGGCCGCAAGAAGAAAGAAGUACAGCCAAAAGCCCCGACGGAAGGCGACGAAGAGACCCCAGGCAAGCCGUACGAGUGCCAACUGUGUGGCGCUCGCUACAAGACCAGACAGGGUCUGUCCUACCACCUCUCGCACACACAUAAGGGGGGUAGGGCUAACUCUGGGGGUGGUCGGUCCAGAGGGGGCGGCACGAACCCCCCCACCCCCAGGUCUGAACCCCCUUCAGCUGGUGGAAGCUACCAGCCCCAGGCCUACCAACCUGAUGCUCUGGCUGGUCUGGCAGAGUUUCAGGACAGUUACCUGGGGUACCUGUCAGCCGGCCAGGACGCCUCGCCCACGGGGCGCAGCGGCAGCAGUAGCACCAGCAACAGUAGUAGACGAUCUAGUGGGGGGGGAGGGGGCGGUGGGGGUGUUCCAGCUACGUCGGCAGGGAACGGAGGCGGAUCGGCAAACAGUCGCGGGAGCAAGGGCAGCAAUGCAGGCUGGUCCAGUGGCUCUCCUUCAGGACUGAUACCUGUAAGUGGCACGACACCAGUUGUACCUGAGGCCAUGAGGGAGGCGAGCCCAGCAAGGCUUGGUGGCCAUGAGUCAGACCAACAGCAAUAUUCAAAAUCCCCGAAACCUCUCCAAGAGAAGGGCAGAGCUCAGCCAAGCCCUUAUUGCGACUUCUGCCUUGGAGAUGCGGCAAUGAACAAGAAGACUGGCGAACCAGAGGAACUUGUGUCUUGCUCAGACUGUGGCAGAUCUGGUCAUCCCACUUGUCUCCAGUUUACGGCUCACAUGAUGAUCUCAGUGAGGCAGUAUCGGUGGCAGUGCAUUGAGUGCAAAUGUUGCACUCUCUGUGGAACCUCAGAAAAUGACGACCAGUUGCUGUUCUGUGACGACUGUGACCGAGGCUAUCACCUGUACUGCCUUCGUCCUCCUCUGCAGGAACCACCUGAAGGAGAAUGGUCCUGUGACUUGUGUCUACAACAAUUCCACUCAAAGUGAGGUUUAUACCUGUUGCCUGUCAAGUCUCUCUGACUUGGUUACAUUUUUACCGAAAAGAAAAGAAGUUAUAAUUCUACAUGUGAUUUAUCCCUUGCUUACAAGAAAUUGUUUUAUGUGCACUGUAUAUAUAUGUAUAUGAUUACAUUUCUGUAUACACUUGUGUGUGUGUAUAUAUGGAUAUGUAUGCAGUUACAUGAACCAUUGUUUUGAUAAGUUCAUCCAACAUUUGGUCUAAAUGCACAGGACCUUUGAACCUCCACUUAGGUGCCUCAGACGGCUACUUACUGAUGAGUUUCAGAGGAGUUCCAUUUGCAUUAGGUUAAUGAUACUGCCGUAAGAUACAGAGAGGCUAGAGGAAGAUCUUGCUUUAUGUUAACUCAAAUGGAUCUUUCUAUCUUCUAAAUGUUGAUAACAAAGUAAGUUAUUAUUACCCAGAUCAUUUAUUUACUUAUUAGGUUAGUUACUCUUUCCCUUUUUUCAUUGAAUGAUAAUAUAUGUGAUGAGUCUUUCAGCAGAGGAGAAUGUCUCCUACUGAUUCUGUAAACAUAUUUUCAAUUGAUGAUGUAAAGAUAUUCCUUGAGACACAAGGAUGACCAAGGAGAAAAAAUCUGAAUACAGUAAAUCUUCAUCAUGGAGUGAAUCAUAAACAGGAACUGGAAGCGUUAUCAUUUCCUCACUCUAAAACGAGACUUGUGACUGUUUCCCAGUUCGUAGGAUCCCCUAGGUGUGUAUUGCUCAUUAUAUCUGGCAAAGAUAUGGACUCUCUUUGAGUGUGGAAAAUUUCAUACUGGUGUACUUUAUCAUGGUUUAAAAGAUUUACUGUACUCAAUAUUUUGAAAAUAUUUUACUCUAAAAAUGUGUCUUGUAGCCUCAUUUUUGUCUGAACAAAAAGUAAGGCCUAGUUACAAGGCUGAAGGACCAACUCUACCUUAAAGACUUCAUGUCCCUUCUUUUAAACAUGCUCAUAUCCAGAUGAUAAUGGCCAUUUAAAAAGUGACAAAGAUUGUGUGCAGUAAUUAAAUUUUUGACAAGUGACCUGUGUUCAAAAUAUCAACUGGGGAGGUACUUUCUGAUUUGCCUGAUGAUGUUUUGAACGGCAAUAUAGGUUAAAGGAGUAAAUCACUUUUGUGUGAAGAUAUCUAAUCUUUUCUUCAUAUAAAGAAAGAGAAAGCCAGAGUGAAAUAUAUUCUUCAGCCUUUAUUUUUUGUAUGAUGUUUGAAGAAAAGUAACAUAGAUAUAGGUAUAUUACCAGGUGAUGAUUAUGUUAAAAACCAAUGAUUUCUUUUAACUAAUGAUAUUGACUGAUAUUGUGAUGCUUAUUUAAAAGAAAAAGAUUAGUACAACAAAUUUGCACCUUACAAAGUACCCUGUGUAUCCACACGUUUUCUUUAUUAGGUUUUGCAUAAAUGCUUAGAUUGCUGAGUGCUGCUGUUGCUUCAGGAGGUUUUUUAUAUUCAUAUAGACUUAUUAGAGCACAUAGUUUAAAGUAAAGGAUUAGAUGCAACUUUUUAGUACAGGUGAACUUGAAGAAAACUCGUAAGCUGCAAUACAAAAUGAAUUCCCAAACAUGAAAAUUCAGUAAUGUUUGAAGAGCAAAAAUCAUUACAUUUUCUUUCUUGCAUUCUCUUUUUUUUCUUUUGUGAUAGAUGGUUUUUGCUAUACAUUUUGUUUUUCUUUCUUUCUUUCUUCAGUUUGAAGUAAGAAAUGGCCAGAUUUAGUAGAGUCCAUCUCUAGAUUAACUUCUCAUAAAAAAACAGUAAAUACUUCAUAAAAAAAUACAUAUAUUUAGUAGACUAAUGCACUCUUACCUUAAAUGUAUAUUCUUUAUGGAAGACAAUAGAGCUGCUUCCUGUGAGCUGGUUUAUCUGUACAAGUAAAUCAUGUAAACGUCAAUGAAAACAUUUUAAGUCAGAUUAAACUUUAUUCAGAGGAGGGGUGUGUUAUUAUAGUCAGUAGGUAUUUAUAAAUUUGUUUAAGACUAAUGAACCAAAAUGUAUUCUCUAUUCAAAUUAAGAGCACAGUAAGCAUUUUUUGUGAUAGAAAUUACAUACAUAACAUCUUUGAAACUGUCUUUACAAGUGCACUUCAUAGAUCAUGUUAAUGGAGAAAGAAAAAUAGUGGUUAGAUAAUUUGUUUUGGAUAUAAAUAAACAAUUGUAACCUUUUCUACGUUUUUAAGAUAAUUAUUGAAAUGGUUUCAUCAUCUUGAAGAUAGUUGUCAACUUGAAAGAUAUCACAAUAUGCUAAAGUAUGAGGGUUUUAUUGCCAGAGUGAUAGCUAAAAAAAUUACUAGUUCUUUCUCAGUCCAUAGAGACUUAAGUAAUGUACUGUACAUGUUCAGUUUACAAUAAAAGAAAUCUACAUUUAAAGUUAGAGUGUUACCACAAUAUCAGAAACUAAUAAUUUGAUUUCUUACCUUGCAAAAAGGAAUAUAUACCUAUGAAUUGCAGGAAAAUAUGUUGCAUUCUGUAAACCAAAAUUCACCACACUGCCCGCCAGUUUUCUUGCUAGACCGCUUGAUAUCUCAAUGUUUGGGGAUGCCUUAUGCUUGCUAGGCAAACAUUCGGGUCAAUCACCAACAACAGAUGCUUGGCUGAGUUUAGUGCAAUACUUUUCUGGCUUCAGUGACAGUAAACAGCAUAUCAAAUCAUUUAGCAAAGCACACUGAUUAUUGUCAGAGUUUCCCCUUGAGUUACAAGAGUGCAAUGGAGCUUCUACAUGGCCAGGCUGUGGAGAAAUUGGUGUACUGUUUCUCCUUCAUUGAUAUAUAUAUGCUUUAGUGUUUUAGUGGUAAUAUAUAACAUGAAAUAUCCUUGUAUGAAUAACUAGAUGAGGAAAAAAAAGGUGAAGCAAAAAUGUGUAUCUUCAUUUUUUCUUCAGAAAGGCAAGACAGAAAAUUAUUAUUGAAAAAAUAAAUCUUUGUAAGCCAUAAGAUGAAGAGGAGUGAUGACAAUGAAUAUCAUGUAUUUUACUAACAUUCUGUGACAUUUCUUGCUGUUGCCUGAAAUUGGACAGGAAGUAUGAAUGAUUGAUUUGUGAUAAUGGAAUGCUAAACCUUACAUAGCAAAAUUGAACUGUGAUAAUAUGAAAUCAUGUUGGUUAGGAGAAUGCCUUUUGGCAAGUGGUGUACAUGACCCACCUUUGUACGGCCUCCCCUUUGGUAUUUGGCAUAUUUUCUUAGAGACAUAAUAGACAAAGAAAGCAUUAUUUCACACCUGUGUGUAUUUCUGUGGUUGAGAGUUAUGCCAUUUAAGACAGUCGGUACAGUCUUCUGAAACUUCUUUUUUGCUUGUAUGAGAAAAUUAUCACAGAUGUACCUGAUUUAUGUAAAGAUCCUUAAAAAAGACACCACAAUGUCUCUUUUAUGUUCAGAUAUAAUAUAUCACAAAAAUAAGUCAUUAUUUUAUUUGUGCUUACAUGGUUUAAGUGUAAAUUAAUACUUAAGUUUUGAAUUUUCUCAAUUAUGUAUUUAUUAUAAUUAAGAUGUGUAAAGAUCAUAGAAAUCCAAAAAUUGCAAGAGUAGUUAACAUCUAGGUGGUGUUGGUAAAAAGAAGAUUGGUUCUGCAGGUUAAGAAGGUAAUAUUUACUGAUGAUGACAUUAGCAUAUUAAACAACAAUACACACGCGCACAUGCACGCGCACCCACACACACAUGCACACCCACACACACCCACACACACAUACACACACACAUACACACACACAUACACACACACAUACACACACACAUACACACACACAUACACACACACAUACACACACACAUACACACACACAUACACACACACACACACACACACAUACACACACACACACACACACACACACACACACACACACACACACACACACACACACACACA
Molecule: messenger RNA, 5541 nt
Organism: Penaeus indicus
Lineage: Eukaryota; Metazoa; Arthropoda; Malacostraca; Decapoda; Penaeidae
Product: zinc finger protein ubi-d4 A-like
Exons: 12
Coding region: 126-1679 (517 amino acids)
Biological process (GO): positive regulation of transcription by RNA polymerase II
Cellular component (GO): MLL3/4 complex
Molecular function (GO): transcription coactivator activity; histone H3K4 methyltransferase activity; histone binding
Source: RefSeq, a predicted model, not a curated record